AUGGGGGUCUUACAGAAGUACCAAAGAUCGUUAGGCCAAUUGGUGAAUCUAGACAAAUCGGAGGUGUCCUUUAGUCGAAACAUAAGUGAAGCUGAUGCACAAAUGAUCCGGUUAAGGAUGGGAGUUAAGACAGUAGAGAAUCACUCCAAAUACCUAGGUUUGCUGGUUGUGUUUGGAAGAUCGAAAAAGGAUAUUUUUGCGAUGGUCAUUGAUAGAGUGUGGAAAAAGCUAAAAGGGUGGAAGGAAAUAUUUCUGUCUAGAGCAGGAAAAGAAGUUUUGAUAAAAGCUGUCGCGCAAGCAAUACCCACCUAUAUCAUGAGCUGUUACAAACUGCCGGAAGCUACAUGUAAUGAGAUAGAAAAACUGCUGGCAAAUUUCUGGUGGGGCUUGAAAAAUGGAGAAAGAAAGGUCCACUGGCUGAGUUGGGAGAAGAUGGCGCGUGCAAAAGGUGUGGGAGGGAUGGGUUUUAGGGGCAUAAGCGAUUUUAACACCAGCCUUCUAGGAAAACACUACUGGCGGCUCCUCAAUGAUGCAAAUUCCUUGGUCAGAAAAGUUUUCAAAGGGAGGUAUUACCCAAGAGGGACCAUAGAAGAUUGUAGUACUGGUUUUGCUCCAAGCUAUGCUUGGAGGAGUAUCCUCAGUGCUAGGAGCAUGGUGUAG
Messenger RNA from Vicia villosa (hairy vetch), 660 nucleotides. RefSeq lists its product as uncharacterized. The transcript has a single exon. Bases 1 to 660 code for a protein of 219 amino acids. Lineage: Eukaryota; Viridiplantae; Streptophyta; Magnoliopsida; Fabales; Fabaceae. The record is from RefSeq and is a predicted model, not a curated record.